Molecule: messenger RNA, 570 nt
Organism: Sphaeramia orbicularis (orbiculate cardinalfish)
Lineage: Eukaryota; Metazoa; Chordata; Actinopteri; Kurtiformes; Apogonidae
Product: mpv17-like protein
Exons: 4
Coding region: 1-570 (189 amino acids)
Biological process (GO): mitochondrial ribosome assembly
Cellular component (GO): membrane; mitochondrion; cytoplasm
Source: RefSeq, a predicted model, not a curated record
AUGAACCGAGCCUGGGCAGUGUUCAAGGCUCACCCGUACAUCGGUAACGUUUUGGGAUACACAACCCUGUUUGCCUCUGCUGACCUCAUACAGCAAAGCCUGCUGGGAGGGAAGCCUGCUGCCAUCUCCACAUCAGAGGAUUCACUGCAGUCGAGCAGCGCAGUUGGCAUCGACUGGUGUCAGACAGGACGAGUGGCGACUGUUGGCUUCUGUUUCCAUGCCAACUUCAACUACCACUGGCUGAGAGCACUGGAGAGAAUGUUACCGGGCAGCAGAGUCAGGAUGGUGACAGCGAAGGUGGUGUUGGAUCAACUGAUCGCUGCUCCUCUCACCAUCAGUGCCUUUUAUAUUGGUUUGAGUUUUCUGGAGAACAAAGAUGACAUUCUCGAAGACUGGAGACAAAAAUUUCUGACAUCUUACAAGGCAGGAGUGGUGUAUUGGUCAACGAUGCAGGCGGUGAACUUUGCCCUCGUCCCCCCUGUGGCUCGAACAGUGUUUCUGGGAGGCAUUGCGUUAACGUUCACAAUCUUCCUGUGUCACUUCAGACAACGAGGUGCACAAAAACAAUGA